Molecule: messenger RNA, 663 nt
Organism: Dacryopinax primogenitus
Lineage: Eukaryota; Fungi; Basidiomycota; Dacrymycetes; Dacrymycetales; Dacrymycetaceae
Exons: 7
Coding region: 1-663 (220 amino acids)
Source: RefSeq, a predicted model, not a curated record
AUGCAAGGCAAGGCAACACUGAGGCUGCCCAACACUUAUCCAACCACACUUGCAUCGCGGAAAUGGUCCCUUGAUGCCCAUAAUGGUCUCUUGCAUGAUCCUUCUGAUGAUGAAUGUAUGCUGCAAAAGAAACAAAUGGGGCAUAGCAAAAAUAGUAGAUCAAACAAUGCUGGUGCAUGUGCUCAAAUACAGGAAGCCAAUUGGCUACAUCUCCCCAAUCAGUCAGCAAAUCUUUCACCCCUCCCCAUACAACACCAUCCACAUACAGACCUACACACCAUGGGUCCCACUCAGGAAGAAUCUUUGUCCAACAGUACCUUAUUUGAAGAGCCUGGUCAGAAAGCAACUCCCACUGGACAAACCCAUGUUGGGCAAACAAGUGCAUCAAAAGUAAGGUCUUCAUCAACUUCCUCUGCAGCACCUUACAUUCCACAAGAGGGUUAUGGCAUGACUGUGUAUCCAUAUCCAUGGGCUGUACAGGAAACUGUAUGCAAGCCACCAAAUUGUCAAGCAAAGGAACAAGCUGAGGAGCUCGUUGCCAAUGCUGUAGCAGACUCAGACCGUCUCCAAGAAGAACUGCACUGCACAAGAACCAGACAUGCCCAAACUGAAGCGCACCUGCAGCAGGUUGGAGGACUGGACAACUUCAAUCUCUACUUCUGA